AUGCCAGAAUUUACUUUGCCACAACAGGAGAGCAGCCUGCGAAGCGAUCCCACAGGAAUUAAAAACACCAACGCCAUCCCCAUCCAGCCAGCCAUUAUCAACGCCACCCAGCCAUCAACGUCCACCUACAGCGCAACACCAACAACACCAGCCAUCCAGCCACCGAUGGCAACACCAGCCACUCCACUAACAGCCAGCGACAACACCACCGGCCAGCCCUGCAACAACGUCAGCUCGUAA
Molecule: messenger RNA, 240 nt
Organism: Necator americanus (New World hookworm)
Lineage: Eukaryota; Metazoa; Nematoda; Chromadorea; Rhabditida; Ancylostomatidae
Exons: 1
Coding region: 1-240 (79 amino acids)
Source: RefSeq, a predicted model, not a curated record